This is a messenger RNA of Castor canadensis (American beaver), 1767 nucleotides long. RefSeq names its product ankyrin repeat domain 65 (gene Ankrd65). Gene Ontology annotation, molecular function: protein binding. The record is from RefSeq and is a predicted model, not a curated record. NCBI's taxonomy places the organism in Eukaryota, Metazoa, Chordata, Mammalia, Rodentia, Castoridae.
GGAAGAAGUGGGGCAGGGUCCAGGGCUGGCAAACUUGAGGGGGGCUUGGCUGCUGUAGACCAGGCAAUGUAGAGGCCUGAAUGGGAGAUUCUGGACCCAAAUGGUAAAUGGCCUUGCAGAGAGGUUUCGGGAUUUGCCCCCUGGCUCUCCCACCCUGCUUUUAUCUGCCCUUCUUCCAUAGCUACAUUGGCUCCUGACCUUAAAUUCCUGCUUGGCUGUCACCAGCUAACACCACCUUCUCCCUCCCUGACUGUGUGACACAAAAAGGGAACACUGGGGCAUCUAUGUAUGCCUUCCCUGCCCGACACCAAAUCUCUCCUCCACAGAGGGUCUCCAACAAGCCUGAGCCCAAGGAGCAGGACCUGACAGAGUCAGGACAGGAACUACAGUGGUUGGAGCUGGGCUCAGAGGAGGACCCAGGAACCGGGACAGAAGGGCCUGAUGCUCUCCAGAACUGGGGGUGCCUGCUCCAGGCCGUGUGGCAGGGUCCUCCAGGCCUGGUGAUGCAGCAGCUGCGGCAAGGGGCCAACGUGGAGGAGAGGGACCACAUGGGCCGAACCUCGCUCCACCUGGCCGUGUUGCGCGGCCACGCACCCUUGGUGCGCCUCCUGCUGCAGCGCGGAGCCCGGGUGGGCGCGGUGGACCGCACCGGGCGCACGCCGCUGCACGAGGCCGCUUGGCACGGUCACUCACAGGUGGCGGAGCUGCUGCUGCGGCGCGGGGCCCACGCGGCGCGCUCCAAGGCGGGCCUCACUCCACUGCACUGGGCCGCAGCGCUGGGCCACACGCUGCUGGUUGCGCGCCUGCUGGCCGCGCCUGUCUCCCGCCCCGCGGUGGCGGACGCGUGCGGCUGGACCGCGGCACACUGGGCAGCGGCUGGCGGGCUGCCGGUGCUGGAGCUGCUGGUCGCGGGUGGCCACGCGGACCUGGACGGCGCCUUGCGCGUGGCGGCUGCGGCCGGGCGCACGGCCGCAUUACACCUUCUCCUGGCACGCGGGGCUAAGGUGGACGCCACGGACAGUGCCGGAGCCACGGCGCUUGGCCUAGCGGCCGGCAUGGGCUACCAACAGGACAUUGAGGUACUGCUGGGCCAUGGGGCAGACCCAAACAUUAGGGACAGGAACAGCCGUUCUGCACUCCAUAGGGCUGCAGCUGGUGGACACCUGCCUGCUGUCCAGCUGCUGGUGGCUGGGGGAGCAAAGGUGGAUGCCAAGGACUCACUGGGCCUCACACCCCUGCACUAUGCUGCUCGAGGAGGCCAUGUGGAAGUCAUCAGCCACCUCCUGGACAGGGGUGCACAAGUCAAUGCUGCUGGCUGGCUCCACAAGACACCUCUGCACCUUGCUGUGGAGCGUGGCCACAGCCCCACGAUGGAGUUUUUGCUGAGCAGAGGGGCCAGCCCCACCCUGAGGACACAGUGGGGUGAAGUGGCCCAGAUGUCCAAAGAGGACCUUCCCUGGACUCUGCCUGCCUUUUGUGGGGAGCAGAAAGCAAACUAGGGGCAUGCACGGGCUGGAACUUUUCCCCAUGGGUUAAGCCUCCAUGGCCAGCCACAGCCACACAGAAGGCUACGGUGUCCACUCUGAGGCUGAGACCACCUGCCUUGAAAGGGGGAAAUCACCGAGAGGUUCUUGGAGAAGGAGAUUCAGGAAGUACUGGCUGGAGCCCCAGUCAUGGGCCUGUGGUUGGACUUGGAAUGACCCCGUUUCCUAGGAGUGCCCAUUAACCCUCAACUCCAUCCUCUUCCAUACUUUGUUGAAGGCUGAG